AUGGAGAAAUCAGUGUUCCAAUGUUUCGAGGUCCUCGGCCGCAUGAACACAGUCACCCACUUGUGCGGUAACAUCCAGGAUGGGGCCAAUGAGCAGAAGAAGGAUGCCGAGGCGAGGAAAGAGGUCGAGUGCCCACCUGACAUCACUCCUCAAGCAAUGGCGCUCGCGCACGAGAUGCUGGCGAAGUUUAGGAACGAGCUAGACGAGAAGAGGGAGAGGGCCGAGGAUGCGGAAGAGCUGGAGGCUAAGGUCGCCGAGCAGCGGAUGGACGACAGCAGCUGGGACACUCGGCGAGAUUUCACGACCAUGCGCUUGAUUUUAAGGCCGAAGGCAACCCUGAAGCGAGACAAUGACAAGGCCAUGAGGGGCCCAAACUACAUGAUGGCUUGGGACCGCGAAGAAGAUGAGGUGCUCAACGUGAAGAUCAUCUCGAAGGAAAAGGCCUUAUUAGAGAUCAUCGCGUCGCACGCGGGAAAGCCUGGAGUUGAUGAGAUGUUCGGUUUAAUUCGGGAGUUCGGUCGACGAUUGGAUGAGCUCUAUCAUGACAAUUUCGUGUUCCCUGCGAUGAAGAGCGCGAAGAGAACCCGUGAGCAAGAGAAAAGCGGGGGGCGGUCGAUCAAGUCAGUGGAGGAGGACGAGGAAAUUCUGCGCCUUCCAGUGGAUCCCGAGAAGGAGAUCGAUAUCGCCACGCAGCCAGCUGAGCAGGUGGAGGCAGCAGAGCGCGAAGUGGCAGAUGAGAAAGAUAGGGAGAAGAAGAAACGCAAGAAAGAGCCGAAGCAGGCGAAAGAGCGCAAGGAGGCAGAGAAGAACGACCUCGAAGAGCCAGAAGCCAUAGACGACACGGGGGCACCAGCUAAAGCAAUGCCGUGCAAGGAUAAGCCGCGGGAGGAGGACUGGACGAGCAGGGUGCCCAGCUGGGAAUCGCAGGGCCAGGGCUGGUGGGCAAAGGACUCACAGCGCCAGGGCUGGUGGGCAAAGGACUCCUCACAGCGCCAGGGCUGGUGGGGAUCAAGCUCGAGCUCAUACUGGCCCGACAGGCAGGAUAACGUGGAUUGGGAGAUGGACGAAUCCAGCGACGAGUCCCCUUUCGCAGAGAUCAGCUUCUGCAUAUUCACGAUGCGCUGGAUCGUGCUGGACAUCUUCUCAGCGAGGAACAGGGCUCAGUGGAGGCCCUUGGCCGAAGAGGUCCGCGCCGCGCAGCGCUUCGAAGUCAACAGAGCGCUGACGAUGGUGCCAGCGUUCAUGGUGGCCUCGAUCGCGCACUGGCAGGACGAGAUUCGAGCGUGCUAUCCCUUCGGGACUUCGCUCAAGGACUGCAUGGACGCGGAGGUGACGCGGCUCGUCAGGACGCUGCCACCCGCACAGAGGCACCAGGUGGAGCAGCGCUUGAUUGAUGAGGGGUUCAACCAUGCGGCGGCGGAGUUCGAAGCGAUCGUCGAUCAGGCGAGGCAGGCUGGUCUCGACGCGAUCGUGCGCAGCAGGGCUGCAUUCGAGGGCUUCGAGGACAGGUCCGCGGAGGUCUGCCCCGGGGCUGGCGGCUGCGGCAAGCUGCGCGUGUUCAGGACAGCGGAAAGCUGCAAGUGGGCGGCCGGCGGCAGCGGGAGGCUGCGCGCGUGCAGGGCCACCCCAGCACGGGCGGCGCCAGCGGCGAUCCCCACGCCGCCGCCGACGACCACGCCUGCGCCCUCCGAUGCGGAGGCCGCGUGGGACUGUUCGCUGCGGCCGCAGGACGACGGCGGCGACCUCGCCAGGAUCGUGGUCGGCUGCGAGCCUCUCAUGGGGCAGGUGCUCGCCUUCCUGGCGGCCUCGCCCCAGGAGAUCUCGCUCGCGUGUGCGCCACCAGCGCAGCCGUCGCGGCUGCGGUGGCCCUCGACGAAACUUCCAUAUGGAGGCGGCUUUUCGAGCAGCGAUGGCCGGUCUUCGCCGAGUGCCUGGAUGCCCAGGGCGCGAAUCACUGGCGGGUGCUCUACCGACGGACGCUGGCCGGGAAGCAGGAGUGCUUCCUGGAGGUGUUCGAGCGUGAGCGGCAGCCCGGGUUCGCGAUGGCGGCCAUGCCCGCGCGGGUGCGCUACGAGGCCAGGCUCGGGGUCUACGUGGCGAGAUACCCGAGUGCCACCGAGUCCGCCGUGGAGCUCAUCAUAG
Molecule: messenger RNA, 2142 nt
Organism: Prorocentrum cordatum
Lineage: Eukaryota; Dinophyceae; Prorocentrales; Prorocentraceae
Source: the annotation of a GenBank genome assembly